Effrenium voratum is the source of this 1688-nucleotide messenger RNA. The record is from the annotation of a GenBank genome assembly. NCBI's taxonomy places the organism in Eukaryota, Dinophyceae, Suessiales, Symbiodiniaceae.
AGCUGACCUGUUUGGUCAUAGAGGAAUUCAUUUUGCCAUGGCAGAUUCGGACCCCGACGAAAAAGCAAAACCAGAAGCUCAAGCACAAGAGCAAGAGGAUGACGAUGGGGCCGGUGGAGGCAACAUCAAAGGGCGAGGUCUCCGAGCCUUCCAGUCCGAGAAGGAUGAGGAGCCUGCCAGCACCAAGGCCGAAGCUGAGGAGGCCCCGGCAGCCAAAACAAAGGCUGAGGAUGAGGCACCAGUAAAGAAGAAGGAAGAUGAGGUUGAAGCACCGCCUGCCAAAAAGGCACGUGGCCAACCGGCAGAGGUCAAGCUCAAUCCUCCUUCAAAGCCGAUCUCAAGAUGGUCAGACAGACUAAGCUUCGAGGAGCAGCUGGAAGACUUCAUGAAAAUGAAACGACGGGGCAUGUAUAAUCGCUACCUGGUUCUUGGCAAAUUGCCGCCAGAGUUGCGCACAGGGGAGAACAUUUGGCGACUCAUGCAGCCAGUGCAGAAGGACAUUGUCCAGGUGGAAAUGCUGACUUGCUUCGGCAAGCCGGUGGCGCAUGUGACGCUGCGCAGCGCCACUGCAGCUGCAGCGAUGCAUCGCUUGUGCGAGCAGCACCACAAGAAUCUCACAGUCGCCUUCGCGCCUCCCCGAAAGGCCACACCGACAUUGUGGCUGGGCAACGUAGAUGACUAUGUCCCACGCAAAUCAUUGGAGAGCCUGUUGGCAACGUACGGCAAGGUUCUCCACGGCCUUCGGUAUUUGCCAGCUCGUACCUGCGCCUUUGCCACGUAUGCAGAGGUGUCGAGCGCGAUUAGCGCCAGAAAUAGCAUGUACGGGCUGGAAGUUCAAAAGAACCAGUAUUUGAACAUCGACUUUGUCGAUGAUGUAGAUAGUCAAGCAGCCCCGCCAGAUGCGUUCGGCAUGUGGGGAGCUGCGCCGGCACCGUGGGCGCCGCCGCCCUGGGGCAUGCCUGGCAUGCCGCCUUGGGGUCCACGCCCCCCAUGGGCACCGCCUCCAGGCAUCGCUGGGCCCUGGGGCAUGCCGCCUCCAAUGGCCGGCGGACCAUGGCGUCCUCCACGGGAUGGUGACCAUUGGAGGAACUCCGAGCCUUGGGGUGCCGUGCCUGGCGCCCGCCUAGUGGAGCGCUCGAAGAAGGGCCGCGCGCGGCAAGAGUCAGCUUCAAGCCCGAGGGAGGCCUCAGCUGACCAGCCGCGUAAGAAGAAAGACAAAGAGGGUGCCAAAGCUGCAGAGCCAGACGCCAGGGGUGCAAAGUCCAAAGUGAAGCUCUACAAGAUGGGAGAGUUUUGCUGCAAUAUCGUGGCCAACUUUGUCAAAGGCAAGGAGUCUCCGGAGUCCUUGACAAACAAGCUGCAAAUUGAUCAGCGAACAAAGAUUGACCAUUGCCGAGCUCACAUGGAAAGAGCUGGGCCACUGGCGACUGUAUGGCACUUUUCCGCAGCGGACAGGCGUGAUUGCGCUGCGUAUGACGCACUGUGUGAUUACUUCGUGGAGAAGCAACGCGUAGGGCUGGUGCAGACGCCCAGCUACUACAUCUACAUAGUCCCACCCACUGAGAAGUAUUUGAAGGAGCUUAGCCUGCCAGCUUCAAACUUUGUGGUGGGAUUGCAGAUCCCGAUCAAGAAGUAACGUGUGCUAUCUUAGCUGGGCAAGUAGCUUAUGGCUCCGCAUUGCUCAAGCA